This is a messenger RNA of Aspergillus fijiensis CBS 313.89, 1158 nucleotides long. RefSeq names its product PQ-loop repeat-containing protein. The transcript is spliced from 8 exons. The coding region runs from base 277 to 1086 and encodes 269 amino acids. NCBI's taxonomy places the organism in Eukaryota, Fungi, Ascomycota, Eurotiomycetes, Eurotiales, Aspergillaceae. The record is from RefSeq and is a predicted model, not a curated record.
ACGGGCUUCGUUUCCCGAACCAGUGGAUGAUGGCAAGUCUUCCUCAAGGUCCGACUUUAUCUCGACCCUUUCACCAUGACUCGAGCCGUUGAGGAUCGCUAGUCAUAUCCAGAGUUUUUGAAGGUAGUGGAGCAUUCCUGGAGCAAAAAGGAAAUUUUAUGACGACCAUGAUGUGCUUGGCUCAAGUCUGGUCAAACUGCUGUGAUUAUACUUCGGAUCCUUAAAAAAGUCCCUUUUACGCCUACGUCAGCGGUUGCAGUGUAUCCGGGCAUCUCGAUGGCUGGAGACGGCAAUGUCACGGUGGCCUCGAACGUCCUAGGCACCAUUGGGACGGUGCUCUGGUGCAUUCAACUUAUUCCGCAAAUCUGGUAUAAUUGGAAACAGAAGAAGACCGAUGGGCUUCCACCCUUGAUGAUGUUUCUCUGGGCUGCUUGUGCAGUCCCCAUGGGAGCCUAUAUGAUCCUGCAGGGAGUGAAUAUCCCGCUACAGAUCCAGCCCCAGAUAUUCGGGUUCUUCUCUCUUGUGAGCUGGGGUCAGGUUCUGUACUACGGCCACCAAUACAGUCGCCGCGCAGCUACGGGAGUGGUGGUCGGCGCUGCGGUCCUGUUUGGCGGGAUAGAGGCCCUUUUGAUCCUCACGCUCAGAAUCCCCUACAACAAGGGCGUCACCUGGCCCGACCUGAUCGUCGGCAUCGUGGCCGCCAUCCUGUUGGGACUGGGGCUCGUCCCGCCGUAUUUUGAGCUCUGGAAGCGAGAUGGCCGCGUGGUCGGAUUCAAUUGGGUCUUCCUGUCUAUCGACACUUUGGGAGGACUGUUUUCCCUCUUUGCAUUGGCGGCGCAGGGUUCCUUCGAUAUUCUUGGGGGGAUCAUGUACAUUGUUGUCGUCGUCCUGGAAGGUGGGAUCUAUGCGAGCCACAUUGUUUGGCGGAUUCGAUAUCGCGCCGUGCGGAGGAAGGCGAAGGCCACGGGCAGGAGCAUUGAUGAGGUGCUUGAAGAACGGUCGAGGUGCUUGGGGGCCUCUGAUCCGGAGAAUUUGAAGGGUCAUGUUGGUGGCACGGCGGAGAGUCGAGAGAGUGGGAGUGAUUGAGAUGGGGUUCCCUAUUGAUGGGUCCAAGAAGUAUAUAUAUUGCGAGGUGAUAUUCUUUUUCACUGGGACUGA